AAAAAUCCGAGAGAAACGAGGAUGUCAGGGCUACAUGUGUGGCUACUCACACAUGAGCGGCCACGCUGGGAAUCUAGCUAUGCAGCACGCCCUUAAAAAACUCAUCUUGGAAUGCGCUGUUAACCCGAACUGUUCGCCACGUGGCAGGAGAAGAAGAGAGGCGCCAACACAUAUAAGUCUCAGAGCUCUUUUACGGCAAGAAAAUCAAACAUCGUAA
This is a messenger RNA of Candidula unifasciata, 217 nucleotides long. NCBI's taxonomy places the organism in Eukaryota, Metazoa, Mollusca, Gastropoda, Stylommatophora, Geomitridae. The record is from the annotation of a GenBank genome assembly.